UGAAAAUAGUGCAGCAUGAAGACUUACGUCAAUGGCUUUGCACUGUUGUUCCAGCGUGGAUUUUCUCGGAAAGUAAACUAAGUACGAUUAUCUAAUCCACUAUUAGCAGGUGCCAUGGAGAAGACACCUUAUAAAGUAGAAAAGCUACCUCACCACGAGCAGCAAGAACUCUGCCAUACGCGAGCCCCAUACCGGCAAGGUCGCAAGCUCACAGCCGUCAAAGUGUACACGAUCAACGAUGAGUCGCCUCAUUUGAUCGUCAGCGGUGUACCAACGCCAAACUAUACCUCGGAACUCAAGAAAAAGUUCACUCCUUACGGAGAAAUCAAGGAAUUUCAUGUCAUCUCUGGUUACGAAUGCGAAGCUUUCACCGAAGCUGUUCACGUACAUUACGCACGUAUCCAAAGUGCCAGAAUCGCCAAGAAAUUUCUCGAUGGAUUUAAUUUCUUUGGUGGAGUAUUACAUAUUUUCUAUGCGCCUGAAUUGGAGUCACUUACGGAAACGAGACACAAGUUAUUCCACAGAAGGCGGGAUAUAGCUAUAAGAAUCAAGAGGCACAAGGAGGACCCAACUAAUCCUGAGAUUGAUCCCUUUCAGCCUGAACUUGAGCUUGAUGAUAAAAUGCCCAUCAAGAGAAAAAAGAAACGUGUAGCUGACAUUGUACAGGGGAAGUGAAUUUUUUACUUUUUUUUGCGAUAUUACCCUUACGUAAGA
Molecule: messenger RNA, 714 nt
Organism: Phymastichus coffea
Lineage: Eukaryota; Metazoa; Arthropoda; Insecta; Hymenoptera; Eulophidae
Product: RNA-binding protein 48
Exons: 2
Coding region: 115-675 (186 amino acids)
Cellular component (GO): nucleoplasm
Molecular function (GO): nucleic acid binding
Source: RefSeq, a predicted model, not a curated record